CAAGCGGCGAAAAUCUUUCAAAGUAUAAAACUUUCUCAAACUUCCAAAUUGACCCCAUAAGUUUAUCUUAAAUGCUAUGGACGCCCUCCUCCUCCCUCCUUCGCCGGAUCCCCAAAAGUCAAUCACCGAUCCGGCGAAUCACCAUCCAGAGAAUCUCAAUUCCAUCGAGGAACUCAAAGAUGAGACAAUGAGGAAGAAGAUGAAGCCAUCGCCUUUAGAAAAGAGAAAGCUAAAGGCAAAGAAGAAGAAACAGAGCGACGAAGCAGCGUCUUCCUCCACCUCUUGUUGCUCUUCAUCAUCUUCUUCUGCUGCCUCUAAUCUCAAUUCUACUCGAAGGGUUUCGAGAGUGGCUCAUAGGUUGCGAAACCCUCCGGUGCGGUUAGGUAUAACUCGGCGAACCGUCGGGGAAAGACAAGCCGAAGCCUUGGCGCUUCCUCUCGGGAUGUCAUUCGCUGCUUUUGCCAAUCUGGUUCUUCAGAGAAAGAGUGCCAAUGGUCAGAAUGUUUAUGUUGAUGAUCUUGCUGGAAUCUCUGCUUCUGCUGUUAAAGAAUCUUUAGCCAAUGUCUAUGGUGACAAGCUUGGUUCCUUUGCAACAAACUUUGAGAAAUCAUUCAACAGCACUCUAAAGAUCCUUAAACUGAUCAACGAAUCUGCAUCAUCUCCUCAUCAGCUAGACAGUAAUAACAACGUUGCGAGCUGCGAUUUAGACCGGUCUACAACAGACGGAUGUUCAGACAGCGAUCUAUCUGCUAAAGAGACUUCAUCUGCUACCUCUGCUGCUUACGAAGCGAUUCAAGGCUCUUCGAUGAUGAACGAGAUCGUCCUGCACGAAGAGCCACGACGACGACAACAACUCUCUAGAGACGUCUCGAGAAGCUCCUCAGCCAUGCCUUUGACCACAUUCGAAAAGGCUUUAGAAGAGCAAGCAAGAGCAAACGACCUGAAGAGCAUGGAGAUCGGUCUCACGAUGAGGAAACUGAGGCUGAAAGAGACGGAGCUAGCGCUGAGCUACGAGUCAAACAACCUCGGGAAGUCGAAGCUGGAGAUGAACGCUUCCAAAGCCGCCUUCAGAGCCGAGAAGUUCAAAACAGAGCAAGAAGACUCGAGAAAAGCCGAUACGGUCAACAAGAUCAUGGACUGGCUCGUCUUGAGCGUCUUCACAAUGCUGGCCACCAUGCUAUACGGAGCUUACAUCUUCUCGCAGCAGAGAAUCAUGGAAGCAGCCUCGAUCUGCGAGCCGUCGGAGGAGAAAACGUCUUCCUGGUGGGUCCCUAAGCAAGUCUCCUCGUUCAACGCGGAGUUCAACAUCUUGCUCUGCCGUGUCAGAGUUUGGGUUCAGAGCUUCUUCGGCGUGCUGAUGAUCCUCGUCAUCACUUACUUCAUCAUCCAGCGCUCUUCAGGUACUACAGCGAAGCAGACGAUGCCUGUAACGUUCAUCGUUAUCUUCCUCGGUAUCGUCUGCGGUUUGCCUGGUAAGUUCUGCGUGGACACGUUGGGAGGCGACGGUAAGCUCUGGCUGCUUCUUUGGGAAGCGUUCUGCGUUUUGCAGUUCGUUGCGAACGUCUUCACGUUGGCUUUCUACCGUUUGAUGUACGGUCCGGUGGGGGGACGUUGUGACAACACUAUGGUUCCGUAUUGGGCACGGCGCAGUGUCUUCUUUGUGGUUGUUGUGUUGGCGCUUCCUGUGAUGAACGGUCUUUUGCCGUUUGCUACGUAUGGUGAAUGGAGAGAACAUUGGGCUACGUGGUGGGCCGGGCCGGGCUCUGAAGAUUGAAGGGAGCCGCUUGUUUGUAAUCUUUGUAUUAUUAUUUAUUGUUACUACAUGCGGGUUUGGAUCUUCUUUGAGGUUUUGCUUUUUGUUUUUGUUUUAUCGAAACAAUUAGUGGUAUCAAUGUUACGGUUAUAUAUUGAUGUAUUAUUUUAAUUGAUGAUAUACAGAUGGUAUUUACUGUUGUUACU
Messenger RNA from Raphanus sativus (radish), 1959 nucleotides. Its product is annotated as protein CPR-5. The record is from RefSeq and is a predicted model, not a curated record. Lineage: Eukaryota; Viridiplantae; Streptophyta; Magnoliopsida; Brassicales; Brassicaceae. Bases 77 to 1774 code for a protein of 565 amino acids. The transcript is spliced from 4 exons. Gene Ontology annotation, biological process: trichome morphogenesis; leaf senescence; defense response.